This is a messenger RNA of Lingula anatina, 722 nucleotides long. RefSeq lists its product as uncharacterized. Gene Ontology annotation, biological process: protein deubiquitination. Lineage: Eukaryota; Metazoa; Brachiopoda; Lingulata; Lingulida; Lingulidae. Gene Ontology annotation, molecular function: cysteine-type deubiquitinase activity. The record is from RefSeq and is a predicted model, not a curated record.
AUAGAUACCAAGAGAAAGAAGAAUGAGGAAGCGUAGUAUUUUGAAACUCAAUUAAACCAUAAAUACUAAGCAGAAUAGAAACCUGCAGGGUUUCUGAAAUUUUGAGAAUGACGGCUGCUGAGGACAACAAACUUGCUGUGGACCCGACACCUGAUGCACCAGAAACGUCACACCAGGGGUCACCACCAUCACCACUGACUCCAAACACUGCAAUACCGCUGCCGUAUUAUACCGAGUCAGUUAACACUGUAACUGUACCUAAAGCCCAGCAUAAUAACAGUCCAGACCCCAACAAUGAACCCCUGUCCAAGUCGCUGUACUUACCCCCCAGUGUGGAGCUGUUACCCUCCUACUACCCCCCGGGCCACCAGAGCAGCCCUCAGGCUCAGGGAGAGGGGAAGGACGCCUGCAGCAAGGAUGUAAAGGAUUCCAGUGCCACCCCGGGAGUGUGUGGUCUGCGUAACCUAGGCAACACCUGCUUCAUGAACUCGGGAUUGCAGUGUGUGCUCAGCAACCCCUACCUGGUCAAGUUCUUUGUGGAGAAUUAUGUCCAGGGAAAGAGUCUGACUGAGGACAGUACGCUGACAGGCAAGUUCUGUCAUCUCCUCCACAAAGUCUGGUGUGGACAGUUCUCAGGGAUAUACCCUCUGGACUUCAAGGAGAUCCUGNUUUUUUUUUCUUUGCAUUUAUGCAAAAUUGCUGUUUCAUACAUCCUUAUUUAA